Lobosporangium transversale is the source of this 1254-nucleotide messenger RNA. RefSeq names its product transmembrane amino acid transporter protein-domain-containing protein. NCBI's taxonomy places the organism in Eukaryota, Fungi, Mortierellomycota, Mortierellomycetes, Mortierellales, Mortierellaceae. The transcript has 3 exons. Gene Ontology annotation, molecular function: amino acid transmembrane transporter activity. Gene Ontology annotation, biological process: amino acid transmembrane transport. The record is from RefSeq and is a predicted model, not a curated record. The coding region runs from base 1 to 1254 and encodes 417 amino acids.
AUGGAUGAACAAGAUGUACCUCGAGGAACUGUAUCAGCCACAAAAGCUAGUUUGCUGCUUGGAAAGGCAUUUGUUGGUACUGGAGUGCUCUUCUUGCCUAGAGCAUUCAUGAAUGGAGGUAUCCUGUUUUCUUGCUUCAUGAUGAUAGCAGUAGCUUUCAUCUGCUGCAUUGCCUUCCUGUUGUUGGUGAGAGUUCGAUUGAUAGUUCGUGAGAAUUUUCAGAAUAUGGGAUUGGUGCUAUUUGGCAAGUACAUGCGGUUAGCAGUGCUGUUGUCCGUGGCCAUCUCUCAGAUUGGGUUCGUCUGUGCAUACCUGAUCUUCAUCUCUCAAAACCUAUUUGCAGUGGUACAGACAUUUUCGAAGUGUCAAGCCGAUCAUAUCGUUCAAGAGAAGUAUUACGUUCUCUUCCCCUUGGUUGCCUUGAUUCCUUUGGUCCUGAUCCGUCGUAUGGCCGUCCUGUCAUUGCCUAGCAUGUUCGCCAAUGUGUUUAUCAUUUUUGGUAUCAUAUACUUGUGGUAUUACUCGAUCAACGAGUUGGUCCAUAAUGGCGCAGGGCCUAAUGUCGCACUGUUCAAUCAAAAUGAUUUUGCGCUGCUUAUUGGAACUGCUGUCUUUUCUUUUGAGGGGAUUGGCUUAAUUAUCCCUAUCACUGAAUCCAUGGCGGAGCCUGAAAAAUUCCCUCGGGUUCUUGCGAUGACCAUGACAGUAGUAGCCUUGAUCUUUGGAAGUGUAGGUGCACUCUGCUAUGCGGCCUUUGGAAGUAACGUCCAGACGGUUGUCCUGUUAAACUUACCAAUUCAAGGUGGGAUGACUAUUACUGUCGAGAUCCUAUAUUCACUCGCCAUCAUUUUAUCUGUGCCUUUGAUGUUAACACCUGCGUCCAAGAUCAUUGAAUUUGGCAUCUUUGGGGAAAAGUCUGGUGCCGAGUUCUUUAAGGUCAAAAUGUACAAGAAUGCGCUCCGGACUGUGCUGAUCUGUAUAUGCGCUGUGAUCUCGUUGGUAAUCGGUAGUUCCAACUUGGACAAGUUUGUAGCGUUUAUCGGAAGUGUGGCAUGUAUGCCCCUUUGCUUCAUCUUUCCCGCCUUGUUCCACUACAAAGCUUGUGCAAAGACUAUGAAGGAAAAAGCAAUUGAUAUUGCAUUAGGAAUCUUUGGAGUAGCAGCUAUGAUCUUUACAUUGUUUAUCACCAUUCGUAGUUGGGUCGUUGUUGGUGCACCCGAGGCCCAUUUAGAUCGUUGCUCUGCCUUCCGCUAG